AUGUCCUUGACCCUCGACAACACAAUGUCAUCUACUGGAUACCCGAACUCUUCAAUAUCUCAACUCAAUACUUCACGAUCGUUAUCACAGGCCUUUGAUCCAAAUAUUGGGCCCAGCGACACAUACUAUAUGCAUGACCCAAUGGCAAUUCAAGAACCUAGCUCUUUGAUAUAUCUAGACUCUCUAGAUUCUCUACUUGACCAGGAUCCAUUGGCGUGCAAGGACUCUGACAAUGGCCUUGUUGCUCAACUUAAGCAGCAGCUCACCAAAUUACAGCAUGCUGUUGCAAGUCUACAAGCCGAUAGACUCAGGCUUGUCAAUGAGAAUGCUGGUCUCAAUAUGACCUGCCAGACUUUACAAAAUGUCAUUGUUAAUAUGCAUGGCUCCACAAGCUUGGUGUCCUUGACAUCAUCAUCACCAUUAUCACCCUCAUCUGACACCUCGAGCACCAUUGCCGAUGAGAAACCUGCCCUUGUGGAUAGAAUAGUCCCUACAGAAUCCGAUCAAGAGCUUGACCGGAAGGACUACCCAUCUGUCAAAUCAUGGACAAGGAAAGAAUGGCAGGAACAGUAUCCAAAGACGACAUCAUCUGUACCUGGAACCUCUGGAAGCUCAUCUCGAGGAUCUGGGCGCAUGGCACAAGGCGUUAAUGUUGCAUGUACUUACUUACAGGACAAGAAAGGUGUACCUGUCUCAGCUCAACACACCAAGACAAUCUGGAACCUCAUGCUCUCGAGCUUCCGGGAACUUGACAGUCAAGGCCUCACACCAGAUUCUAUCGGCCAAGCGUCACUGCAAGUCUUAUGCUGGCUCAUCCACACACUACACAAGCAUUGUCCUGAAUUUUGUUUAUGUGCUGACAAUUGGAAGGUUAUGAAACUCAUGACUGACAAUUACUCACAAUGGUUCAACUAUCACGUCAAGAAGAAAACCAGCAAGCGCAUCAAGGCUGAGCAUGGAGAGAGUCUCCUGGACCUCUCAGACAACACUCUGCCCCCAGUUGCCCAGAAGCAUGCAGGUGAUCCUGACAAAGAACUCGAAGCCGAACAUAUGAAGAAGCAAGCAUGGAUCAAUGAGCCUGUCACUGAGCCUGCUAGUGAUGAAGCGCGUGAACCAACACCACCACCACACACCAACAAAGGGAAAGACAAAGAAGCAGCUGCUAUUGAGAUCAAAAACCCACUUUCUGACCUUGUAUUGAAACCUAGGCCCAAACCGGUCAUCAGGAAGCUCCCUUCCACUUCCAUUGACUCUCCAACUGCUUCAACUUCUGGAACCAACCUGAUUCUUGCGCCACCAUCAAACAAGUCUACACCUACUUCGACUGUACCAGAGACACCUUCAAGUAGUACUGACACAGCUUCCCUAGCUGUAAAGACUGAGCUUGUCAACCAAGCCAGUGCUGCGAUUGUGAUUGAGGAGAAGGCUAAUACCAUCAAGAAGCACCAGCCAAGCAUGAAGCCCAUGCGUGUGAGCUUCAAGAUCACAGCACAGAAUCUUUGCACCCUUGAUUGGCAAUCAAACAGCCAUCAGAAAGAACUGGCAAGCGUCUUUGCAACCUACUGGAACAGUCUAUCAAAGACCAACAAAGAGGUAUACAAGCGCAAAGCAGCUCUACAGCUCAACUCAGCUGGACCUACUGAAGGGAGUGGUGCCAGUGAUGAUGCAGAUGAGGAGUAA
Molecule: messenger RNA, 1680 nt
Organism: Suillus subaureus
Lineage: Eukaryota; Fungi; Basidiomycota; Agaricomycetes; Boletales; Suillaceae
Exons: 9
Coding region: 1-1680 (559 amino acids)
Source: RefSeq, a predicted model, not a curated record